This is a messenger RNA of Macrobrachium nipponense, 2786 nucleotides long. RefSeq names its product cholinesterase-like. Gene Ontology annotation, biological process: modulation of chemical synaptic transmission; synaptic vesicle endocytosis; neuron cell-cell adhesion. The record is from RefSeq and is a predicted model, not a curated record. Lineage: Eukaryota; Metazoa; Arthropoda; Malacostraca; Decapoda; Palaemonidae. Gene Ontology annotation, molecular function: signaling receptor activity; neurexin family protein binding. Gene Ontology annotation, cellular component: postsynaptic membrane; plasma membrane; cell surface. The transcript has 13 exons. The coding region runs from base 685 to 2775 and encodes 696 amino acids.
GUGUUGCACUAACUGGGUUCGUGUUCAGCAGCAUCUGCUCUGCCGUUUUGCCGCUGUUAGUGGUGGACUGACCUAGCCUGGUCCUUUGCGGUGAUCUCGUGUGGAUAUUUCGCUCGUCUGGGAAAACUUACCGCCUCGCGUGAGUCCUCAGAUUUAGGAUGUGACGCCUCGAAGGGCGCAUCUGUUCCUUGGAAGUCCUUGGAUUCAGUGACGUGGGGUAUUUUUGAACGAACGUCAUGGAUUCAGACCUACAGCAAUUUAACCUGAGAUGUUGAAUAACAAAGACAUUACUGGCAACAUAGAAAUUCCGGAGACAACUGUCAUUAUUUAGAAGAUGAACGCACCACAGGGGCCAUUAACUUGAAAGUCAUGCUUCAAGAAUAUUAUGGUGUACAUCAGAAAAGCAACAGAAGGUGAUAGCAGACACAGGAAGAAGAGAGAGGGAUCAGUUAGUCAUUAGGGGAGAGAAGACAAACUAACAAACUGAUAAACACAUAGGUAAAAAUGUCAGUAAAUUGCUGAAACGAGAUUCGCUCUGGGGUCGCGAUGCGUCGCGGGGAAUCUUCGCUUGAAGUUUUGGAGGUCCGGGUAACGGAACUUAGAUGAGCCGGGGCACUCUCUGCUUACCAGUGGCAAAAGCAUCAUGGCAACAGACACCCCCCAAGCAGAGCAAGCAGACUCGGCAUGACCGUUCGAAAAAGACCCAAGUUCAAAGACCGACCUCCUCCUCCCCCUCCUCCUCCUCCUCCUCUUCCCGGGGGGACCUCGUCGUUGACUGCUGCAGAUUGCGCGAGGAUCAUCAGAGAUGACCUCCUCCCGGCUGCGAUGACCAGGAUCCCACCGGGGCGGUUCUCGAAGGACAAGAGAAGAGACGACGCCCUUUGGAACUGGGCCGGUCGUUUCUUGGCCCUAAAUAUCCUUCUGGGAUUCCUGGUCGUCAGAGGAGCCGCUCAGGACACGACGAUCAAACUUCGUCAGGGGACGAUUCAAGGGGUCAAGCAAGAGUCAAAUAACCGGAAUAUAUACGCAUACUUGGGUAUCCCUUACGCAAAACCGCCUGUUGGUGACCGUAGGUUUAAGCCACCACAGCGACAUGACGGCUGGACCACCACGAAGUACGCCACGGAAUUCGGAGCUGCCUGCCCUCAGCCGUUCCUCACAGGCGUGAAGAUUUCUGAGGACUGCCUUACCCUGAAUGUCUGGAUUCCACAGUUACCCCGAGGGACGAGGAAGUACCCGGUGGUGGUGAUGCUGGAGGGAGAGAUGUUCAUCACUUCAUCUCCAUCUCGGUUCCCUGGGGAAGAUUUGUCCUCGACCGACAUCGUCGUCGUCUCCAUCAACUAUCGCACCAACGCCUUCGGCUUCCUGUCUUGGCAAGAUGGCGUCUUGCCAGGAAACCUGGGAUUACGCGAUCAGUCUCUGGCCAUCCAGUGGGUCUCCGAAAACAUCGAUGUGUUUGGAGGUGACCUCUCCAGGAUCACUAUCCUGGGUCACUCCGCAGGUGCGGCUUCUGCGGCCUAUCAUUUGGUUCACCCUUGGGGUCAAGGAGCGUUCCAGCAAAUGAUUCUUCUUUCUGGAUCGAACCUUUCUCCAUGGGCACUCAGCAGAAAUCCACGAAUCGCUUCCAGGAGGCUGUCGGAGCAUCUGGGCUGUGGAAGCGUCUACAGCUCGACCUACCUACUGGAUUGCCUCAAGAGUAAGAACACCAACCAGAUCAUCAAGGCGGUCGAGAGACUGAUAGAGGAAGGGAACCCUUACUACCUGUUUGCACCUGCGGUGGACGACUUUCUCCCCCAGGGAGAGAGCAUGGUGCCUGUGGAGCCCUUGAGAGCGAUGAGGGAGAACGCCAACAGGAGAAUACCGGUGUUAGUGGGCCUCUCCGAACUGGAUGGCUCUGUCCUCCUCUACAUCAAACGAGAAAUCGUCCACAUGAGCUACGACGACCUGAUGCGCUACUCACACGAAAUAUUGGUCCCCCUGGUGACGACGCUGGCGAAUUUGGGGGAGGACCCUACGGCUGUCAACAGGAUGAUCGAGUACGCUUAUCUGGACAAAGCUCCCGACAACCGGAAGGAUAUGCUGGUGCUCGAGAUCGUCAAGAUGUUCACAGACGGGCUGUUCAAGGCUCCCACCGUCAGAUUCGCGGAAGAAGCAUCUGAGAGAGGCCUCACGACUUUCCUCUUGGUGAAUGAGUUUCAGUCCAGGGACAUUUACGAUUCUCACACCAACAUCUCAGGUGCUCUGCACGGAACAGAGAUGGUCUACCUCUUCUCGCCCACGGCUUACAGACAAGUCUUCAAUGCUCAGCUGAACUACAAUGAAGAAAUCAUUAGUGACAACAUCAAGAGAAUCGUCUAUACUUUCGCAAACAGUGGAAAACCAGAACUGACGCAGUACGCGCCUAAGUGGGAGAAAUACACCCCACAGACGCCCAGGUACGCGUCCUUGAAGUCCAACCAGAUCCAUCAGGGGUACCAACAUCACUUGAUAGCCUUUUGGAACAACCUCCUGCCGGAGCUAGGAGCCAUGGCCUUCGGUAGGACUUCUCCUGGGGGUUCGACAGGAUACCCUCCGAUACCGACAGGUAGCCACCCUUCCUUCACUGACACCCAGAUCAUUACAGGUGAGCCCUCCACUGACCAGCCGGUCCAGUACCAGUCAGCAGUAUGGGUGUUAGUCGCGAUCAUCCUUCUCCUGGUGGGCGUAAUCAUAGCAUACAUUGUCUGCGCCAAGCGACGGAAGAGGCAGAACUCAGGCAGUCUUCAGGAUCAAUGACAGACAGAAAC